AACAGAAAGAGAGGCAGAGAGGACAAUACGUUGCUGGUCUUGCCUCAGUCAGUGUUUGGCUGUAAGAGAGAUGGAGGCAGCCAGCCAGCAGAGUCUCAAACAACAGAAAGAGGAGGAUGUCGGGACUAGUUUGUUUCACCAUUUUAUGGCACAGAGGAGACUUUUGAACCCUGAAGAUGAGAUGAAGUUCCUGUUACACCGGUUGGUAGUCAUCGCCAGCCUCCCCCAGCCACUCGCCGACAGGACAGACUUGGGAGUGCACUACGAGGAACUGAACCAGCGCUUGCAGAAGUAUUACCAAGGUGACAGUAUCACAGGCUUGCUUUUGCUGUAUCCAACCUGCAUGCUCCACGUCAUUGAGUCUUCCAGCGAGGUUCUGGUGUCUGUUCUGCAGGACCUGACCAGCAUGCAGGAUCUGCCUCAGGGCGCCCUGAUCGAGGCCCCCAAGGUGCUGAUGAUGUCACAUGACCUUCCCAGCCGUCUUUUCCAGCAGUGGAGCUACAAAGUGCUGAAUGUACAGGCCAGGACUCUGAAUGACGCGUCCGGGGAGGAGGUCACAGAAGCGCUGAUCAGGAUUGUGCUGUCCCUGCUGCUCAAGCUGGGAGAUCACCAUCAAAAAGCAAACAAGGGCUCUAAGACGCCUCCAGGGUCUGUGCUGGAUGAGGUUCCAGACUUGAUCGUUCCUCAGGAUGUUCUUACCCAGCUGCUGAGCAGAAGGGAGCUCCUGAGCUCCCAGCAGUACCUGCAGACCUACCACUCACCUGUCAGUGUCCUCAUGGACUCUGGGCACGUGUUUGGAAGCAGUCGACCAACCACAGUUUAGUUUCAUGGCCGAAAGGUCAAAGAGAGUGUCUGGCCUCCACCAGAGCACUUGAUAACUGUCUGAAUUAUGGCUCCUGAGAAAGGAUUGUGGAUGUAGCCUGUGUUUGUUGUGUCUAGUCUAUCGUAACUUUCUCUGUAAUUAACGUGUACAGCACAGUCACAACCGAUUGGCAAGCAAAAAACCAAAUGUAUUGUUUCGUAAUAUAUAAUGGUUAUAAUGAUCACGGAUGGCAGUACUUAAUAUCAUCACUGCAAUGCUUGUUAAUCAGAUCAUUCAUAACUGUUUAGCAGGACACUGUAUUUCUUAUUCGUCACAUUUACUUCUUUACACAUGGGAGGAUUUAAUAUACACACCAGAAGAAAAAUACAGUCAGAAUUUAAAAAAUGGUUUUUAAUAGUUUGAACAUUCUGAUGAGGAUUGUUUCGGAUCUUACAGUACACACUGUGUUCCACUUGGUGACAGAGGACAUGUCCAUGUAAAUACCUCCCCUCCUUAUCGAGUCAUUAAAAGAGGGUCUCAAAUGCCAUCACAGUUUGACACAGUUUGACAAAUAUCCUAAAUGUCUCUAAGUCACCCAGUACUUCCCUUUUACUGUAUUUUGGCCCCCAUUACUUAAACAUAAACUAUGCAAAAGCGAUGAAUGUAAGAUGGACUUGUUUAUCAAACAAUAGCUGCAUGCACCACAGUGUUAGACCAUACAAAUGCUCAUACAGGCAAACUUGGUAUUGUGGAGUUUGAUGUCUGGCUGAUAGGCAGACAUUUCUUCAUAAGAAAUUAGGUUUGUUGAUAUUGCAGAUAUAAGCACACAAUUCCAGUCACAGCCAAAGUAAUUUUGUGUCAUUGUUGCUUCACAAAACAAAUCCAGUUCAGUUAUGUUCAGUUGGUUGGUAUUUUCUCAUCUAGUUUCAAGGAAAACAGCUGUCAAAGGCAUGAUGUGAUGAUAAGUUGGAUGUGAAUAUUAAAUCAUGCUACUGGAUGUAAAUACAAUAUACUUUGACUCAGCUGAGAGUGAGUUAUUGAUUAGAACUAGAUGGAAUGUUGUAGCUUGACAAAAAGUUAACCAAAGACUUGUGAUUUGAAAUUGCUCACGGGCAACACUGAAUGAUUCCUCCUGCUUUGCAAAUCUAUGUCUUUCCACACAUCAUGACAAUAAUGACAAGCACAAGUAGGACCAAUGAUGACAAAAUAUUUCACGAGGUCAAAAAGCAUGCCUCUGAUUUUCACACAACGGACGAUGUCUGAUCAUAACCUGCCUUCCCUCUCCUACCCAAAGACCCAAGCCUCGUCACAAUACACUAUCAAAUAUCCCUCCACUCACUUGGACUUAAAACUACAACCACAACAUAAAUAAUUUUCCUUUUAAAAUGACCUGAGGUGAACAUGUAAAUAGUCACCAGUACAUUCCACCUAUUUAUUUCAAACAAGGCCUUUUCUUUUUAUCUUUCAAUGGGCAUGCUAAGAGAAAAAAAAUAAUACUGAAAAUGCAUCUGGAAUCUCUUACCAACUGUCCCUGGUCCACAACAUUAAAUCUGUUUUUGUGUUCAAAAUGUAUGUACAAGCCACCGCAAGACAGAAAGCAACCCCUCGUUACAGAACAGCUACAGAACAGCACAUCAUCACAGACAGUCCAGACACAGAACAGACCAUUCACCUCAGCACAUCCUAAUUGUAACAA
Molecule: messenger RNA, 2498 nt
Organism: Osmerus eperlanus (European smelt)
Lineage: Eukaryota; Metazoa; Chordata; Actinopteri; Osmeriformes; Osmeridae
Product: testis-expressed protein 47
Exons: 8
Coding region: 71-823 (250 amino acids)
Molecular function (GO): FAD binding; blue light photoreceptor activity
Source: RefSeq, a predicted model, not a curated record